AUGACUAUAAUAACGAAAUUACAUAAUUUUUCUACUUCUUCACUAUGUCAUUCUAAUAAUUUAAGAAUGAUUUUACCAAAACGUCGAUAUGCCGUAAACGCUAAAAGCCAACCGAAAAUAACAUUUUGUACGCGUCCUGAACUACUUACGCAACAAAUUAUUUUAACGAAUGGUGCAACGUACACGAUUCGUACAACAUCACCAAAACCAUUAAUUAAAUUGAUUAAAGAUACUCGAAAUCAUCCACUUUGGAAUCCUACUAGUGGUGACAGUGCGUUAGAUGUUACAGGUCAAUUAUCUAAAUUUACCAAAAAAUUUGGAGAAGAAGUAUACGAUUUAGAUUUUAUGUCUUCUGGUGAAGCUUUGCCUGAGAUUACUAGUAAAGACAUUGGUAUUAAGAAAGAUAAAAAGAAAAAGAAAUAG
This is a messenger RNA of Diversispora eburnea, 423 nucleotides long. The record is from the annotation of a GenBank genome assembly. Lineage: Eukaryota; Fungi; Glomeromycota; Glomeromycetes; Diversisporales; Diversisporaceae.